AUGGCCUUUGCGAUCCGCUACAAGGUGGAAUCGUUCUACAGCGAAACAAAACCCCGUUCCAUCAGGACGACAAAAGGGUACUUUCUCAAGGAUGACCCCAUGUGCUUCGACGCGGAUUUCUUCUCAAUCACGGCUCCAGAAGCUGCCCGGAUGGAUCCUCAGCAGCGUCAACUCCUAGAAGUUGUCUGGGAGUGCCUUGAAAGUGCCGGGGAAACCAAUUGGCGCGGAAAAGAGAUCGGGUGCUUCAUCGGCGUCUACGGAGAAGACUGGCUCGAAUUGGCUAGCAAAGAUUCACAAGCGAUCGAUAGGUACCACGUCCUGGGGACAGGGCAGUUUGCAUUAUCGAAUCGAGUGUCUUAUGAAUAUGACUUCCAGGGGCCAAGUGUGACACUACAGACAGGAUGCUCUUCGUCAAUGGUUGGUCUCCACGAAGCUUGCCAAGCUCUCUAUUCAGGAGAGUGUGAUUCUGCUAUUGUGGGUGGGACGAAUUUGAUAUUUGCUCCGACCAUGACGAAAACAAUGUCCGAAAAUAUGGUCCUUUCUCCAAGUGGGGCCUGCAGGACUUUCGACGAGAAGGCCGACGGAUACGGCAGAGGAGAAGCCGUCAAUGCCAUUUACAUCAAGCGCUUGGAUGAUGCCAUAAGAAACAACGACCCUGUGAGGGCGAUUAUCCGAUCGACGACAACCAACUGCGAUGGAAGAACACCAAGCAUCACCACUCCGGGCUCUCAUACUCAGGAGCGCCUCGUUCGGAAGGCUUAUCAGAAGGCCGGUAUUCAAGAUAUCAGCCAAACUGGGUUUUUCGAAUGCCAUGGUACAGGUACAAUUAUUGGUGACACCGCCGAGACUGCGGCGGUUGCGAAACUCUUUCAAGACAAGGGAAUAAUUAUCGGAUCUGUCAAACCGAAUGUGGGCCAUUCAGAGGGGGCGUCGGGUCUAACCAGUAUCAUAAAAGCAGCCUUAUGUCUAGAACAUGCCCUGAUUCCACCGAACAUUUUCUUUGAGUCUCCAAACUCCAAGAUUCCUUUCAAAGAGGCCGGAUUGCAAGUCCCCAUCGAUGCCACUCCGUGGCCAAACGAUCGUCUGGAGCGUAUCAGCAUCAACUGCUUCGGAAUCGGCGGGUCAAACGCACAUGUGGUGAUGGAUUCAGCUGAUUUGCAUCGUGCAAGGCGACCACUCGCAAAAUACGCCAAAUCUUCUGCUUGCGAUGGUCAUCGCUCGCUUCUUCUCGUCGUUUCUGGUAAGAGCUCGGAAGCUCUGCAAGAACGCAUUCAACAGAUUACGACGUAUGCGAACGACAAUGCAAAUGCCCUCAAUGACCUGGCCUAUACUCUGAGUUCACGUCGGGAGCAUUUGCCACAUCGUGCAUUUGCUGUAGCCCAGCUGAACAAACCACUUGAUGCUUCGGCAUUCCAAAAAGGGCAACUGAAACCAACCAAACUCACUUUCGUUUUCACCGGGCAAGGUGCUCAGUGGGCCGGAAUGGGGAAAGAAUUAAUGGAAACGUUUCCAAGCUUCAAACAAGACAUGAAAGUUCUGGAUGGUUUCCUUCAAGACAUUGUAAACCCUCCUUCGUGGUCCUUGCAAGAUGAGCUUUCCAAGACAGGUAGCGACAGUCGAGUGAAUAUCGCUGAAUUUGCUCAACCACUUUGCACCGCACUUCAAAUUGGUCUUGUCAAUCUCCUGCGCCGUAUGGGAAUCCGGCCUUCGUGUGUCCUGGGACAUUCAAGUGGAGAAAUUGCGGCCGCCUAUGCGUCAGGUGCCGUCGCUGCCAGAUCCGCACUUCUUAUUGCGUAUUAUCGGGGACAGGCAACAAAAGUUCAGGAUGGCGAGGGCGCAAUGGUAGCCGUAGGCAUCGGCCGCAAAGAAAUAUUACCUCUCCUGACAGACGGCGCUGUUCUUGCCUGCGAAAAUAGCCCCGAGAGCGUGACUAUUUCAGGAGACGUUGACGCAAUCCGCCGCGUAACGCAAAAGGUGAAGGAAGACUUCCCUGACGCCCUUUGCAGAACGUUGAAGGUGAAAACAGCGUACCAUUCGCACCAUAUGUUCAAGCCAGGACAGGCCUAUGAGGCCAGCCUCUCGACUUGCAUCGAGUUCAAUGAAGAGAUGGUGCCUUUGUUCUCGAGUGUGAAUUCGGAGAAAAUCCAAAAUCCAGCAGACCUGAACGCAGCAUAUUGGCGGAAGAACCUUGAAUCACCGGUCCUUUUUCUGGGUGCCGUACAAAAUGUUCUUGCAGACACAGACGAGGAAACUGUUGGGGGCUUCCUGGAAGUAGGACCGCAUUCCACAUUUGCAGGCCCUUUACGGCAAAUUUUCAAGUCAAAAACGCUGAAAAAAGACCCCGUUUACAUCCCAACCUUGACACGAUAUCACGAGAACGCUAAAUUACAAAUAUUGAGUACACUUGGUUGUGCCCACCUGUGCGGCUUUGAUAUAGACUUCGUUGCAGCAAAUGGCACCGGAAACGUUCUCACAAAUCUUCCCUCGUAUCCAUGGCAACACGCUACCAGACAUUGGCGUGAGAGCCGUAUGGGUCGGCAAUGGAGAUGUCCACAGUGGCCCCAUCACGAACUUUUGGGUGCUCGAAUUGUCGAAUCGUCCGAUCUGGAGCCCUCGUGGAGAAACCUUCUUCACUUGGAAGACGUCCCAUGGAUAUGGGACCAUGUUUUACAGGAUAACAUCAUCUUUCCCGCGGCUGGGUAUAUUGCAAUGGCCGGCGAAGCAGUUUGCCAGCUCCAUCCUGAUGCAACGGAUUACUCAAUCCAAAAUUUGUCCCUGAGGUCUCCUCUUCUCUUGCGAGAUGAACAGGCCAUUGAAGUCGUCACCUCACUACGGACCAUCAAGUGGAAUGACUAUGCCGAUUCAGAUUGGUAUGAAUUCAAAAUCUUGGCUUACGAUGGUCAGGAUUGGACGACACACUGCCAAGGAAAAUUGCGAUCACAUUUCGAUCAUCCGCCUUCUGCUCUGGGACACAAGCACACACGCAAGCUUCGUAAGGUCGACUCUGACUCCUGGUACUACGCACUCAGGAAACAAGGCCUCAAUUACGGAUCAAGUUUCAGAAGAUUAAAUGACAUAUCCGCGGAUCCUGUCAAGUUCGAGGCCCAUGCAACCGUCAGCAAUAAAGGCAAUGGGUGCCCCAGCCGAUAUACGAUUCAUCCCACUGUCAUCGAUCAGUGCCUCCAACUGAUGAGCGUUGCCACUACUAACGGAGUCGCACGCCGGAUCGAUCGGCUUGCUAUCCCCGCCUCUGUCGGCCAUAUCUACAUUGCAGGCGAGACAUCUGACAUGAGCCUGGAAGUCAAUCUCAGCAAGUAUCAGGUGGGCCCAUUUGCCGGCAAUGCAUCUGUCGUUGGGGAAGGUAAAACGCUCUUGUUGAUCAAUGAGGCAGCGUUCUUCAGUGUACAGGACCCUUCGUCGAAUGAGUUCAGCAUACCUCUCACGGCUGAAAUCAGGUGGAUGCCGGACCCCGAUCUGACACCAUCCAAGAUCUGGAUGCCUACACCGAUUAGCUCCGGCACAGAAUUUGAAAUAUCGAAAGAUUUGGGGAGAGUGAGUUGUAUUUAUGUCCUUGAGACUGCUGGAUUAAUGGCUCAACUCGAACCAAAAAAUACCCACAUUGCCAAAUUUAGGCUAUGGGUUAUUGCUGAGGCUUCGAAGCUGCAGUCCGGUGCCAAUAGUAUGUUUCCGGAGUCUAAAGACUGGAUCUUGAUGACUUCACAAGAGAGACGCAGCGUCAUACAGAAUCUCUCUCUGAAAUGGAAGGAUGAAGAAGCAUUUACCGCAAUGGCUGAAUGUUUACAAGUUGUCUGGGAGAAUGUCCUAGAUUUUUCGACUGGUUCCAAAUCAGCUCUUGAUGUUUUGAUGGAAAACGAUAGACUCGCGGCGCUAUACAGGGCUGCGGAUCAUUCUUUUAUUUGGGGAUAUCUUUUCCAGCUCCUGGGGCACGCCAAUCCCAGACUUCGUGUUCUGGAAAUUGGCGCCGGUACCGGAGGGACAACCCAGAAAGUUUUAAGCUAUCUCAAAUCGAAAGAUGGGGUUUGUCUUUACUCCAAGUAUGUUUUCAGUGAUAUUUCUCCAGGAUUCACUGUUGCUGCCCAAGAGAAGUUUUCGGGUCAUUCGAAUAUCGAAUUCAAGGUCCUUGACAUCUCUCAGGACCCUCAAGAGCAGGAAUUCGAACCUCACUCAUUUGAUUUGGUGAUCGCAUCAAAUGUGCUUCAUGCUACUCCGUCCUUGCAAGAUACUUUGCGAAAUGUGCACAAACUCCUCUCGCCCAAUGGAAAGAUUGUUCUUCAUGAACUCCAUCCGCAGACAUUGACGACAAGUUACGUGAUGGGCACGCUCCCCGGAUGGUGGAUAGGAGACAAAGACAAUCGAUCCAAUGAGCCAUUUGUUUCACCGGAAAGAUGGGACCGCGAGCUUCGAAAUGCUGGCUUCAACGGAAGUGAAGCGUAUGGUUAUGAUGGUGCACAGCCUUUCCAAUAUAACUUCCUCAUGAUGUCGAGCGUCUCGAAUGUGCCGCCCAAAAGCGAAGUGCUUAUUGUCACCGGCACCACCCCGCAUCCCUGGGCUCUCGAAUUUGCUUCUCAUCUUCAAAAGAUUGGCCACCUUGUGGAAUUUGCUACGCUAGACGAUGAACCGCCUGCUGACCGAGAUAUCUUUUUCUUGCUGGACCUGGAUGACGCUUUCUUAUACGAAAUAUCAGAAACGCAAUUUUUGGGUCUUCAAAGCUAUAUUCACAAAAUCAAAACCCAGGUGAUCUGGGUGACACCUUCUUCACAGCUAACAUGCAAAGACCCGCGCUAUGGUGUCGUCUUUGGCUUCGCCCGAACUCUCAGCAAAGAGAUUGGUCUUGAUUUUUGCAUUUUUGAAAGUGACCUUUUUGACGCUACCGCUGUCCAGUCCUUGGGUAAGGUCUACGGAAAGAUCAAAAAGGCAAGAGCCCUUCAGGACACCGACCUUGAGUACGAAUUCUCCCAUAGCAAUGGUGCUGUCUACGUUGGCCGGUGCCACUGGGUCCCUCCGAGUGACAGCCCAAAAGCGGACUCUGCGAGAGAGAAGAUGGUGAAGAAGCUUGAUAUCAGGAAUUAUGGUUCACUCGAUUCUCUUUAUUGGGCUACGGCUCCCAAACAAAGUCCUACCAGGGGCCAACUUGAGGUUGAAAUCAGGUAUAUUGGACUCAAUUUCAGAGAUAUCCUGAUCUCUCUUGGCCUUGUGGGUGAUAAGGAGCAAUUUGGGUUGGAAGCUAGCGGUAUUGUUCGUGAUGUAGGGGCCGGCGUGACCGACUUCUCCGUAGGAGAUGAAGUUAUUAUCAUUUCCUCUGGGAACCUACAAUCGCGAGUUAUUGUGGAUGAGGCUUGCUGCCUAAAAAUCCCAAGCGGCAUUUCUUUGGAGCAGGCUGCAACAUUGCCAGUGGUAUUUUCCACUGCCAUCUAUUCUUUGGUUGAGCUAGGCUCCUUAAAAAGAGGCCAGUCCGCUCUGAUUCAUUCUGCCUGUGGAGGUGUUGGCCUUGCAUCCCUUCAAGUCUGCCAGCACAUGGGAGUCGAGAUUUUCGCAACAGUAGGAAACGAAGAAAAAGUUGAAUUCUUGAUGAAACACUUCGGUAUUCCCAGAAAGCGGAUUUUCAACUCAAGGAAUUCAGAUUUUCUACCGGGAAUCCUUCAUGAGACUAAUGGACGCGGUGUUGAUCUUGUUCUCAAUUCUUUGGCAGGGGAACUACUCCAUGCAUCAUGGGAAUGCGUUGCAAGUCGCGGGAAAAUGAUCGAGCUGGGAAAGCGGGAUAUCUACGCCAACGGAACAUUGAGCUUGAAGCCUUUCGGCAAAAAUCGAUCAUUCUUUGGUGUUGACCUCCUUGGAUUGAGCAAUGAUGCUCCUGACUACUCUCGCAACCUUUUCUCUCAGGCAAUUUCUUGGUUUGAGCAGGGCCAUAUCAGCCCUAUUCAGCCUGUGAAAGUUUUUGGCGCACAGGAAAUCAAAGACGCAUUCAGACAUAUGCAACAGGGAACCCAUAUGGGUAAAGUCCUGGUCGAGAUGCCACAGGAUCCUGAGAUGCUCGAAUGUCAAUUUGUCUCGCCAGUUUCCUUUUCCUCGCAGAAGGCCUACUUGUUAGUAGGCGGCCUGGGAGGUUUAGGUCGUUCAGUUUCCACAUGGAUGGUGGAAAAGGGAGCACGCCAUCUCGUAUAUCUGUCUCGUACUGCCGGAAAAUCGGAAGACGACCAAAACUUUCUUCAACAGCUGAAAGAACAAGGAUGUCAUCCAGUAUGUGUUCCAGGAUGCAUCUCAGAUAUGGUCGAUGUUCAGAAUGCAGUGGCAAAGUGUGCGAAGCCACUCGCAGGUGUGUUACAGAUGUCAUUGGCCAUGAGGGACGAAGCCUUUUGCCAAAUGAGUUUUGAUCAGUGGAAGUCUAGUCUCGCGCCCAAAGUGACUGGUACCUGGAACAUACAUCGGGCCGUUGACGGAAUCAACCUUGACUUCUUUGUUGUCUUCAGUUCGAUUAUUGGAAUCACUGGAAACCCAGGGCAGGCUAAUUACGCUGCUGCGAACACGUUCCUUGAUAGCUUCACCCAAUACCGACGAGAAAAAGGCCUUCCGUGCUCAUCGUUGGCUCUUGGGGGGGUAGAAGACGUGGGAUUUUUAAGUCGUGACCCAAAGCUUCUACAAAAUGCGCGCUCCGGCUUGGUACGUCUACUAAGUGAGCAUGACGUUAUGGAGGGACUUGAAACUGCUAUCAAUCAGUCGAAGAAAGGCAGUGCAGGUCCUACAAUUGUUGGACUGGGUAACACAAAACAUUCUUCGGAGCCAGGCGUCAGAAAACAGUGGCUCAAUGACCCGCGUUAUGCUCUCUAUUACAACAUAGAGACAAAGCAUGGUCAGCAGGUGGCUGUGUCGAACGACAAUCUGAAAGUCCUUCUAGCAAAGGUUGAACAAAACCCUGCCUUGCUAGAUGAACCCGACACCGAGAACAUCAUUCGCCAAGAGCUAGCGAAGUUGAUCACACAGCAUAUGCCAAAUGCUGCGGGGUUAGAUGACGCGGAUAAAGCUGAGAUUGCAAUUGAUUCACUCAUGUCCAUUGAGAUCAGGGGCUGGGCCCGACGGAACCUUGGGAUCGAGAUCAGUCUGGCCGAGAUUACGAAAGCAGGUACGGUUGGGAACCUUGGAGGUGUGGUCAUGGAGCAUCUUCGUGCGAAAUAUUGUGUAAAGCUGUAA
Penicillium bovifimosum is the source of this 7206-nucleotide messenger RNA. Its product is annotated as Fum1p. The coding region runs from base 1 to 7206 and encodes 2401 amino acids. Gene Ontology annotation, biological process: fatty acid biosynthetic process; secondary metabolite biosynthetic process. The transcript has 12 exons. Gene Ontology annotation, molecular function: 3-oxoacyl-[acyl-carrier-protein] synthase activity; oxidoreductase activity; fatty acid synthase activity. The record is from RefSeq and is a predicted model, not a curated record. Lineage: Eukaryota; Fungi; Ascomycota; Eurotiomycetes; Eurotiales; Aspergillaceae.